CUUCAGUCACCAGUGGAUCUGUAGGACCAGCUUCUUCUCUCCUUUUCCACAUUAAAAGAAUAAAGCGAUGUUCUUAGACGGAAAACCAAACAUGCUGAGUUACGCUUUGGUGACGUGUUUGUCUGUUUUAGCGGCAGUGCUGUUUUUCACUCCCGAUUCGCCUGUUAAUGUGGGAAAUGAGUCAGAGAAGGGGCCCCCAGGAGCCCGGCUAUUAAACAGGAUGGACCUGUCUCUAUACAAUGGAGAGGAGGGCAGCAAAGGUCUUUAUUUGGCUCUUCUGGGGCAGGUUUUUGAUGUGCAGAAAGGACACAAACAUUAUGGACCCGGUGGUGCUUAUCACUCUCUGGCAGGGACAGAUGCCUCCCUGGCCUUCAUCACGGGAGACUUUACAGAAAGUGGGCUGAUAGAUGAUGUGUCCAGUUUGUCUCCUCUGCAGGUGGGGGCCCUUUAUGACUGGCUGGACUUUUAUCACAGGCAAUACCACCAUGUUGGGUUGGUGGUGGGACGGUUCUAUGAUGAGAGCGGACAGCCCACAGAGGCCCUGCUGGAGGUGGAAGCAUUACGAGCAGAGGGCCAGAGACUGAAGGCCCAGUCCGAGGCGGAGAAGGUUCACUUUCCAGCCUGCAACUCUGAGUGGAGCUCAGGCCGAAGCGGAAGAGUCUGGUGCUCCACUAAGAGCGGUGGAGUAAUAAGAGACUGGAAGGGUGUACCACGAAAGCUUUUCUCCCCCGUUUCCGGUCGUGUGCAGUGUGUUUGCAUCAGAGAUCCGUCUGCAGCAGCAGAAGAUCCCAACCUGCAGAAAUACGAUGGCUGCGCCUCAGACGCUGACUCAUGCAUGCUGGGAGAUGACUGAGUCUGGUCAAAAGGAAAAAACACAAGGCCCGAGUCAUCCCUGCAGGAAACAUUUCAGAAAAGGAAAUCACAAUGAACCCUUUUAUAAAGAAUAUGAGACACUGGACAGUUUGUCGAUGACCUUUAUGUAAAGUUGUCCUCCCUUUCUCUAAAAGAAUACACCAGGAAGAGACAGGCUAGAUAUCUGAGCGUACAGAUACGAUACAAUGUGCAUAAAAGAUUAAACAAUGUGCAUAAAAGAUUAACAGAGGCGAAAUCAUUUUUUUUUCUUUUUAGGUUUGUCACAAUGACAAGCACAAACUGCAUUUAAGUACAAAACAGUUGUAGUGGUCAAAAAAUAUCACACAUUUAUCUGUACAAUUGAACAAUAGUUGAAGAGGCCGCUCCACUCGGCUGUUCCUCUUAGUCCACAUCCCUCAGUGAUCUGAAAUGCUCCUGAUAAAGUGCACCAAAUGGGAUGGGUCGCCAUGGUUACAGGUAGGAAUGAGCACAUCAUGGUUGGUUAAAAAAAAAAAGGAAUGUUAAUUAGUGAGCCUUUUUGAAACAUGAUUUAAGAUAUAAUUGAUGUAUGAAGGCUACAAAAUAAACUGUUUGCAUAAACAUGAGAUGAAUUUAGCUGGCAGGUUCUUCAUUAUUUUAGUGGAUGAAAGAUUAUUUUACAGCUGGAGGCAAACAUGUUUUAUAAAUGGAAAUUUGAAAAAAAAAAAAAAAAAAAAAAACUUUGUAAACCUAAUACGAUUUUAUUUUUUCUAAAUGUUUAUUAAAAAAAUUUUAAUGUUAUUUUUCCAAAUUUCUCUUUUUCAGAUUGCAUUUUACGGAUCACAUUCUCUCCAGGAUGUUUGUUCUGCAGUGAGGAGCUGCAAUCUCAUUGGUUAAGUAGCCAUCUUUCCAAUUGGGCUUAAAGUGAAAAGAAUCUGCAAAACCAAAACACAGCGUGAAAAGAACGCAAUCUCAAAAAAAAGAAUGAGGAAAAAAAUCAAAGAUACUAUAAAAACAUUGAUAUUUAGAAGUUUUCCCAUUUUUCUUUCAUUUCUGGAUGGCAUGGUUUUCAAAUUUCCAUUUACUCAACAUGUUCUUUGCUGGAACAACUAUGAAAGCACUUCUGUUUAAUUCAGUUUGUUUUAAUAACCUUAAUUCUUUGUUUGGGUCAGUUAUUAGAAAAUCAUAAGAAUGUGACAGAUUACUGCAUGAAUCAUUAAAUCUAUAUAAAUUAUUCAUUUCAUAAUGCUGUGUGGUUCUGCUUUGGGAGGAUCCAGAUUUCUGCCUGUAAUAACAGGAGCAAAAACAUCACUGAUGUUGAGAAACUCCAUCCUGCUGCUGGUGGAGCUGCUCAUAUCUGCCUUAAGAUGCUUUGAUUGAAGCCGACAAACAGAAAACGUUUCCCUCUAGAAGAUUAAUAGCUUUUCCUCGUAGGCCGGAGUAGUAGAAAGAUGGAGGUCCUUAGAAUCUCCUGCUUCUGGUGUCCGUUCUCCUGGUGUUCCUGAAUAGCAGUGGCGAGUCGGCCAUGGCCGAUGGAAGAGUUGCCGGUCGUGGCAUUAGGACACCCCGCCCAGAGUCAGUACGUCGAAGCAGAUGUCGCACACUCGGACUGGCUUGUUCAGGUCAAACUUGAUGAUUGGAAUCUCCUUUAUAGAGCACUUGUGGCACAACAGGCGCCCACAAUGGCGGCUAGAGAGGAAGAAAGGGACCGAUUAAAGUGUUGGACAAGAUCGUUUCUAAAAGCUGGUUUAUUUAACAGUUAAAUCCUCACAGGAGAGAAAUCUUACCACAAACUCUGCUGCUUCUUUUUAACCUCUUAAAAACCCACCUAAUUUUGGGUAAUCCUUGCCUAUUUUGCAUCCCCCGAUGUAAAAGCAAAUAACUGAGGAACUGUAAAGUGACAUGUGUGAUAUGUCAUUUGAAAGCUAGCACAUUCUAGUUUCUGAAAAUAUAAAUAAAAGCAGUGUGACUAAAA
Molecule: messenger RNA, 2806 nt
Organism: Cyprinodon tularosa
Lineage: Eukaryota; Metazoa; Chordata; Actinopteri; Cyprinodontiformes; Cyprinodontidae
Product: neuferricin
Exons: 4
Coding region: 68-853 (261 amino acids)
Cellular component (GO): endomembrane system; membrane
Source: RefSeq, a predicted model, not a curated record